Molecule: messenger RNA, 1014 nt
Organism: Saxophila tyrrhenica
Lineage: Eukaryota; Fungi; Ascomycota; Dothideomycetes; Mycosphaerellales; Extremaceae
Exons: 2
Coding region: 1-1014 (337 amino acids)
Cellular component (GO): cytoplasm
Molecular function (GO): oxidoreductase activity, acting on the CH-OH group of donors, NAD or NADP as acceptor
Source: RefSeq, a predicted model, not a curated record
AUGGCUUCCAACAGAGACAGCGCAAUAUCCCUGCCCUCGUUGAACACGAAACUGAAGAUCGACUUUUCGCAGCCUUUGGAGGGUACAGUGGACACUGGAGUCAUCAAAGGCAAAACCGCAAUCGUUCAGGAUGGGGCAACUGGUCUUGGACUCGGCAUUGCUACAGCGCUCGCUGAGCAAGGCGCCAACGUCGCCAUCUGUGGGAGCGACCCGAAAGCAGGCGAGGCCGCCGAGACCGAUCUGAAUGGUCGCGGGCUUUGUGUGAGCUACUUCAAGACCGACUCGGGCGAUUGGAAUUCGCUGUUAUCGACGUUCAAGCAAGUGGUAGCUUGGUCUCGCGACCAGCUGGACAUCGUUGUGACUACGGCUGGCAUUGUCACCCACAACAUGCUUAUGUCGGCUCUGCCGCGAAACCAUCGACCUGGCGCUGAUCCGCCCAAGCCUCCAACGAACGUCCUUGAAAUCAACUUUCUGGGUGUUUACUACACGACCUCGUUGGCGAUAUGGUAUUUCAACCAGCUGGAGUCGAAACGACUGGAUCCGAGCUUCAACCCACAGCUUCUCUUCAUCUGUUCAAUGGCAGGGUACGAAGGUCUCGAGUUCGGCACAGACUACGCAGCCUCCAAACACGGCGUACGAGCGAUCUGGAAGACUACCAGAUGGCCUCGACAGAGCAUGGCGCAGUAUCAAUCCAACUUACUUGCGCCAACAUACGUGAGCAAGAAGAAAAUCGCUGGCGAGUCGGAGCAGAAACUCAGGGAGCACAAUGCCCAGACAAACGACAUUGCGGACGUUGUUGCUGGAGCACUGCGAUGUAUCUGCGACAAGAAAGUACAAGGGCGAGCGGUAGGGUGUGUACAGGGAUCUACGGGUACUCCUGGACGGCUCAACUUUGAUCUUUGCGAUGACUUGACAGGAGGGAGUGGUGGAAAGGAGUUACUCGACAAGGCGGAGGACAUUUGGCUGCCUUCGAGUGCUACGCUCAAGGAGGACUCUGAUUGUGCUGUUCAGUGA